AGUGUACUAUGCAUGACUGCUGACUGAUUGCCAAUUCUAAAUCUGGCGCAAGCGCGCCGCCGUUUCGCUUCGUACAGCGCGAAAGCCUCCAUCUCCUAGCAUUCAUUCGUCGCUGACGAUGCCGCACGACUCAUCCCGCUCCAGCACGCAUCGCAACUCGUGGAUCACCAGUAGCACGCCGUCAGCCGACGCCAAGAAGCGCGCUUCAUUCAAAGUCUGGUCACGGCUCCUCGCUAACCUCACGGCCUACAUCACGGUCGCGAUCUCCUUGUCCUCGAGCGUAGUCGCUCUUGGCACUGGAGCAUUGAACCGACGGCUCCUCUUCUAUAGCGCGGCAAACGACGUCUAUCGCCCGCUCUCGCAGACGUGUCGUCUGACGUCGAGUGGGUUUGCCCCCAACUCGUGCUCGCGUGACGAGUGGAGCUUACUUGCGACGCCCGCUGCGUGGAUCGCAACCGGCAACCAGCUCGCACACCUCCUUGAUGUCCCGCCGGCAUCAACGCUCUACGUCACAACGUGCGUCGUCGGCUGCAAUGACAAGUCCUCUGCGUCGGUCCAGCUGCUCAUGGGCUACAACAGCUAUCCAGAAUGCAACCCAAAACACGGAGGUCAGCCCAUCGCUGGUCUUGUUCUCCUCGAAGGCGCUACUGUCGACGAAGUCUACCCCCAAGGCGCGUACCUUCUGACGGUUUUUGCAGACGCGUCAAUGAACCAAACGACCAUGUUUGUCGACAGCGACGACAUUGAAACGCGUGUCGUUGACAACGUCGCGCGAGUCCUCGUCGGUGUCGAUGGGAGCUCGCAGACGUAUGCGGAUGGCGCCAACGCCAUUUUGCGCUCGACGCCGCUCGGUGCGCACUACGGUAUCGAAGCGUCGUGCACGGCACAGAUCGCCGACGUAUCAACAAAGGUGCAAGGCCAGCCAGGCUGGAGCUAUGGUGAGCAUUCGAAAAUUGCUGUCGUCACGGGCAAGGCGUGUGGACAUUCGGUCGCGAAUGCGUUGGAGAUUGAGUUGCUGCUGGCGCUUGCGUUUGUCGUGACGCUUAUUGGGUGCUCGGCCGACAUCGUCACGACGAUCCAAGGAGUCCGUGGCGUCCUGCAGCAAAAGCCCGUGCUCACCUAUGACUUCAUCUCGAGCUUGGAGCGACGCCGUGGCCUCCUUGGCAUCGGCAUUUGCAAUGUGUACCCAGCGGCCAUCUAUCUCGACGUCGGUCGGCUCUAUGACCCGUCGUCAGCAUAUGGAAAGCUCGUGUGGUUUUGCGCUGCCAACGUCGUCGCCAUGCUCUUUGCGUGGGGUACAUUGUGGCUUAGCUUUUUCAUCUCGUCCAUUCCGAGUCCACGACCACUGCUACGCUAUCGGCUGAUGCCAAGAUCCGCCUCGGUGUUUCUCUACACGAGUCUUUUCGGCAUCUUCUUGGACGUACUUUCUCGGCACGAGAUAUUGUUCUCCAAUACAACCGCCUCUAACACGCUCACAUUGCACUUGGACGGGCAAGACUGUCCAUGCGGUGCGUAUGCUACCGCUUCGAUUCCGCCGGCAAUUCACAACGUACUGCCGGCCAUCUUGACUUGGCUUGCCGUCUCGUAUCUUGCGAGUGUGGUCUUCGGCGUCUGCAAACUGCGGUUCUUCCGAAACAAGUGGCUUCUCGACGCGAAAUGGACCAAAGACAACGUCUUUAUCAAGGUCUGCGGUGCUCCGCACUGGACGACAACGCUGCCGUUCGACACGGCUGACACGGUGCGCAUUGGGUAUCGACUCUUUUGCAAGCCCAACAUGGUAGCCCGCUUGGGCUUUGCAGCGUUCUCUGCCAAGCCAGCAGCCCAGCACGUGCUCGCAGAAGGCUGCGCGAAAAGUAGUGAUAUCGACGUGGUCUACCUCGUUAGCAUCUAUGACUUUUUUCCAGCGCUCAUCCCACCCCGCUGGCGAACGUACGCGCCCAAGAUCCUCGGAGAGAUCAAGAGGAACGACCUUCAACCGCCCAGUUCACGGCGUCUCGCGCCGUCCAAGCAGUAUAUCUCGACGCGAGGGUCGUGCGUCGGAUAAGCCGUCGGAUACAACAUAUCCGUUCC
Saprolegnia diclina VS20 is the source of this 2070-nucleotide messenger RNA. RefSeq lists its product as hypothetical. The record is from RefSeq and is a predicted model, not a curated record. Lineage: Eukaryota; Oomycota; Saprolegniomycetes; Saprolegniales; Saprolegniaceae. The transcript has a single exon. The coding region runs from base 119 to 2044 and encodes 641 amino acids.